Drosophila busckii is the source of this 3878-nucleotide messenger RNA. RefSeq lists its product as uncharacterized. Gene Ontology annotation, molecular function: protein binding. The coding region runs from base 1113 to 2711 and encodes 532 amino acids. The transcript is spliced from 10 exons. Lineage: Eukaryota; Metazoa; Arthropoda; Insecta; Diptera; Drosophilidae. The record is from RefSeq and is a predicted model, not a curated record.
CGCAGCGCAACGCAAUUUGAAAUACACAGAGCAUGUGAAAGUGCGGCAGGCAGUACAAAGUACAGAGCGACAGAAAGAGAGACCAAGCAGCAGCAGCAGCAGCGACGGAAAUAAGCAGGAACAGCGCAACAAGCGGAUAGCAACAAUAAAUGAUUUGGAAAUUGGCGUGGGCCAGCAACUGUUAACAAAAUGCGCAAUGCAUAAAAUUAAACAACGCCUAAUGCCAACAACAGCUACAGCAGCUAAGACGUAGACGCGGCGACGAUAGGUGGCAGUCGCUCAUUGUGCUUUCAAUUUUAUUUCCAUUUACAUUUCGAGGCGCGAGGCAGCAACAAUUAACGCGAUAUUUUGGAAAACUGAGAACUGCAAAGAAUCAAAUAAGCCAGCUAAGGCAGCAACAAAUCAACGACGAAUGUCAACAAAGCUGACGAACAGACACACAGACAGACAGACAGUCAGUCAGACAGAGGGAAAGUUUGCCUUUUAUUGAUUUUAUGUACAAUACAAACAACUGUUGUAGUAGCAGCAGUAUGAAAAGCAUGAAACUGAAACAAAGGCAAGCGUAAACGCAAUGUGUAGCAUUCUGCGUGUUCUAGGCUCCCCCUGCUUCGAAACAAUAGGCAGGCAUAUUUAAAUACAAGCUACUAAUUAUAAGUUAACAACUUUAAAGCAAACUAUCGCGCAGCUGUCAAUGAUGAUGAUGAUUGAAGACAACGCACACACAUUGGAGCACAUUGAGCAGCAAAUUGCGCUGUUGGAAUAAAAAAUAAAAGUCGAACAAGAAUAUAUCAUAAGCUCCUAACGAAUGUUGAAACUAUUGGACCAGACCAGACCAGACCAGAGCGGCAAAAGGAAGCAAGCAAACGACAUAAGCAAGACUGAUUUUUAUGUUUUAGUUAGCUCUAUUCUUAAUAAACGAAAGCAACAGAACAACGCAAGCAACAAACGACCGAACGGCGGAACAACUAAUGACAACGAACUAGCGAAGCGGAAGAAGCCUUAGUAAAUCCGCUUCCUUUGCCCUCCAGAUAACACAAUAAUAAUAAUAACAACAACAACAACAAUAUAAUCAUCAACGGCAACAAGAACUAUUGGAGAACAAUUGAAGCGCAAUGUUUGUAUUCAUUGUCGUGCUGUUUGUCAAUACCUGCCUGGCUGGCACUAUACCAGCUACGCCGGAGAACAUAACUGUCACAUUUCUGACGCCCACCGCUGUGCGUGUGUCGUGGCAGACGCAGAUCGAUCUGAAGGCGCAUCCAAUUGAUAAAUACAUAGUCACAUACAAGCCCACAGACGACAGUUACAGGGUUGUACAGGAUGUCGCUGGCAACAGCGAGGCCAUUGUCCUGGAUCGUCUGCUGCCCAGCACGCAGUAUUCCCUGUCUGUCACCGCCAUAUGGAUGGGCAAAAAGUAUCGCAGUGGUGGUCAGAUCAAGUUUCGCACGCUUGAUCUGCCCAAGAACACUUCGCAGCAAGACUUUCCACCGGGCGCGUUUGGCAAUGGACGCAAUGGUUCCGGUUCCGUUUCCGUUUCCGGCAAUGGCAGUCUCUACGGCGAUGACGUCACAUCGACAGCCACAAACACGUUCACCCAUAGCACGCGCAGAGAGUUGCCAACGAUACGAGGCGUCGAAAUUGGCAUCGUGUUGAUUGUGCUAAUGGUUUGGGCUGGUGCCAUUGCGCUCUUCUUCAAUCGCUGGGGCAAGAUCCGCAUGCUGCUGCCCUAUCAGCCAGACUACAAGCACGAGCAGCUGAAGGUCCCGGGCACGGGCGUGUGCAGCGCCAGCGGCUGCAAUGGCCAGCACUCCCAUCAGAACCUACACCCCGAUUUCUUUGUCAAGUUUGACAGCAGUGAAUGUGGCGGCACCUUUGCUCACCCACCCACCCACUGCAAUAAUCGCCACAUCCAUAUGCUGGCCGAAGAGCGCUCCACUUCCAUCUCGGAGCGCUGCACGCGCAGUCGCAUCAACUCGGCCAUAUUUGUGUCAUCGGAGGGGCGUGGCUUUGACUCCAUUGAGUUUCUGCGCCGGCAUGGCUCCCAGAGCGUCCUCUGCCGCAAGGCCAAGAGUGCGGAGAACAUCACAGACAAUGGGCGCCGGAAGAGUCUGCGUCCCUGGCGCACCGAUGAUGACUCCGUCCAGCAGCAGCAGCAGCAGCAGCAACAGCAAUACCAAAACUCCUCACAGGACAUUGAGCUGAAGGAAUGCGGCAACACGGCCGGCGAGCUGCUGACGCUGCCCGUGCUGCACGACUCGAAGCCAUCGCCCACAGCCGUCACCAGCUUGGUGGCUCGUUGCUCGAAUGCCAUUGUCGGCAGCAUCUCGCUGGAAGCGCCACCGCCUUACAUGCAGGACGACGAUUCAUUGCAGUCAACAUCGGCACUGGUGCACAACGAUGCCGUCGCCAUAGUGCAUGACUCGCAGGACUCGGGCGAGACCAUAGAGGAGCUGGUGCAUGUGCCCUUGCUGACUAGCGCAACGGCCACCGCCUCCGUUUCCUUGGCCUCCACGCCGAGCAUUGCAAUCGAAGCCAAGCCGCGCGUCCUUGUGCAUCAGCGCUCCUCAACGGCCUCCUCGUCGCCGCACAGCAGUCCAAAGAAUCUGUCGCUGGGCUUGAAAAUAGUCAAGCCCAAGAUAAGCGCCGUGCCAAUGGUCUCAGUAUCCGGACCGUCUCCGCCCAUUGAGAAGCCGCCGCUGGCCGAAUGCUUGUAACAUAUGGCAGCCGAAACAUUUAUCUAAGCGCGCUCACUACUCUCUCCCUCUCCCUCUCUCUCUCUCUCUCUCUAUUUCUAAUACUCCCCAGACCAUACACUAUAUAUAGACAUAAGGCAGCUGCUCAAAUAAGUGUUUCGGUGAGGCUACUAAUAAAUCGUAGGAACAGAAGUAGGUUUAGGGUAUAGACAUAUAGACAGGCAAGCUACAAUGCAACAAUGAACGACUGAAGUAUAUGCACCUAUAUACAUAUAGCUUUAUGUAUAACAAGAACAAGAACAACUGAUAAAUCAGCUUUAACAACAAACUAUCAGGCUUUAACAUAAUGAAAUGAAUUUUUGGUUUAACCUAGACGUUGAAACUUACGAAUCUAACUGUUGUAAUUCUUAGAGAUUAUAUAUUGGAUGGUUCACAUAUUUAUAUAUGCAGUGUAUACAUUUUUCGUCGUUGACAACACUAUUUAGAAUUAGGUAUUUCCUAUUAACUAGGCACAACUAUAGAGUCCACAUGUUACUUCACUAAGCUAACAUAUCAGUAACCCACGACCAAAAAGUGUAACGUUUGAAACUGUAACCUAGUCUUAAAGCAAGUAAAAACCAUUUAAUUCCUAUACUGAUAUUAUAACAUAGUUAUAUAUAGUCCAAGUCUAGGCAGUGUUCUAAGCUCUAAGUGUUUUUAAAUGUAAUUGUAUAAAUGUCAUUUUUAAAAUCGUAUUUAUAUAUACAAUAUAUAUGUAUGUGUGAAUGUGUGUAAAAGGUACCUUUGAAAUAUGCAUACUGUCUAUUGUUAUAGAACUGAUGAACAGCACACACAUUAGGAAAACCCAUUUGCUCUCGAUUUCUGGUAGCUAGUUAUGUUACUCAAAUUCUCUAAGCAAUAAUUAAUGUUCUCCCGCAAGUAUCUAUAUAAUCCACAAACUGACAAACAAAUCAUUUGUAAAUAAAUCCGCACGUACUACUUAUAAUAUCAUAAUUUAAAUCUAUGCAAACUUCGGUGCACGAGCUGUUAAGGAAUUGUCAAUUUAUGGUCCAAAGCUACAACAAAAAAAAAACAAACUAUUAUAUUCUACAGUGAGUCAAAAUGUAAGCUUUACUAACCUUAACUUAAUUGUCUAAGUUCAAUUCAAAAACGAGUAAACAAUAUGUGAAUGUAUGUAUUUUUUGGAAU